GUCCCCAAUAGCUCACCAUUGCAAAUACUCUCAGUUAGGUGAUUUAUGAUGCUGACGUCACACAAACAUAUUGAACGUCUGCAAUGGCAGACCAAAUUAAUUAAUUAUUUCUUAUGCGAACUUCUUAAUUAAUGAACUAUUCUAUCAGUUCUAUGAUCAAUAAUCUAUACUAAAAAUUAUUUUCUCGUAAUUGUCUGUAUUUAUACACACGAUUCUGUAGUUCUGCUUAACAACCAAACCCUAGGUUAGUCUUUUCUUGUCCAAUUGAUCUACAACUUCUUCAAGAUCUAGCAGACCUACAGUCAUGACAACGUUGCCGAGGAAGAUGCUUGUUGAUGGGGAGGUGGGAAAUUCCGGUGAAGAAGAGGCUCACUAUGAUUUUGACUUGUUUGUCAUCGGAGCUGGCAGUGGAGGUGUUCGAGCUGCUAGGUUUUCUGCUAAUUUUGGAGCUAAGGUUGGGAUCUGCGAGCUUCCAUUUCAUCCAAUCAGCUCAGAAGUAAUAGGAGGAGUUGGUGGGACUUGUGUAAUCCGUGGUUGUGUUCCCAAGAAGAUUUUGGUAUAUGGAGCAUCUUUUGGAGGUGAAAUUGAGGAUGCAAGGAACUAUGGGUGGGAAAUAAAUGAGAAAGUCGACUUCAAUUGGAAGAAGCCUUUGGAGAAAAAGACUGAUGAAAUAAUCAGGUUGCAUGGAAUUUACAAGCGAUUAUUGUCAAAUGUUGGGGUCAAAUUGUUUGAAGGAGAGGGUAAGAUUGUUGGUCCUAAUGAAGUGGAGGUAACACAACUAGAUGGCACCAAAUUGAGCUAUUCGGCAAAGCACAUACUCAUUGCAACAGGCAGUCGGGCCCAACGCCCAAAUAUCCCUGGGCAGGAGUUAGGGAUAACCUCUGAUGAGGCGUUGAGCCUGGAAGAUUUACCCAAGCGCGCUGUGGUGCUUGGUGGAGGGUACAUUGCUGUUGAGUUUGCUUCAAUAUGGCGCGGCUUUGGUGCCACUGUAGAUCUAUUUUUCAGAAGGGAACUUCCAUUAAGAGGUUUUGAUGCUGAAAUGCGAGCUGUUGUUGCAAGAAAUUUGGAAGGCAGGGGAAUUAAUUUACACCCCCAGACAAAUUUAACAGAGCUGAUUAAAACAGAGAAUGGCAUAAAAGUACGAACAAAUCAUGGUGAAGAAUUGAUGGCAGAUCUCGUACUCUUUGCUACAGGUAGGGCACCUAAUACAAAGAGGCUGAAUUUGGAAGCCGUAGGUGUGGAACUUGACCAAACAGGAGCUGUGAAGGUGGAUGAGUACUCACGCACUAACAUACCUAGCAUAUGGGCUGUUGGUGAUGUCACAAACCGAAUGAAUCUUACCCCUGUGGCACUGAUGGAGGGAACCUGCUUUGCGAAAACUGUUUUUGGUAACCAACCGUCCAAGCCGGACUACAUUCACAUACCUUGUGCAGUGUUUAGCAUACCUCCUCUUUCUGUAGUGGGCCUCAGUGAAGAGCAGGCCAUAGAGCAAGCAAAUGGUGAUGUUCUAGUAUUCACGUCAACAUUCAAUCCUAUGAAGAACACUAUUUCUGGACGCCAAGAAAAGUCAGUUAUGAAACUUCUUGUUGAUGCUGAGACGGACAAGGUUAUUGGCGCAUCCAUGUGCGGCCCAGAUUCUGCUGAAAUUAUGCAGGGCAUUGCUGUUGCACUCAAGUGUGGAGCAACCAAGGAACAAUUUGAUAGCACGGUGGGAAUACACCCUUCUGCUGCCGAAGAAUUUGUGACCAUGCGAAUGGUGACAAGGCGCAUUUCUGGUGCUAAAACAAUGACGAAUCUGUAGAGUCAAUAUGCCAAGUGGAGAAUAGAAGGUCCAAGAACAACAUGGUAGCUGGAUUCACUUGGAUUUGAGAUGAUUACCAUGGCUGUAGCUCAAAAUGGAAAGCUAGCCAGAUAAAUUUGUUUCAAAUUAAGAUUUCCAGGUUGGUUGCUUGAAAUGCAAAAUCAAAGUACAAAGUAUGAUUUAAAAUACGGUUUAUGAGAGAGAUGGACCCUUCUCGUUAGGGUAUACCACUA
This is a messenger RNA of Tripterygium wilfordii, 2034 nucleotides long. RefSeq names its product glutathione reductase, chloroplastic. Gene Ontology annotation, biological process: glutathione metabolic process; cellular response to oxidative stress; cell redox homeostasis. Gene Ontology annotation, cellular component: mitochondrion; cytosol. The transcript is spliced from 16 exons. Gene Ontology annotation, molecular function: glutathione-disulfide reductase (NADPH) activity; NADP binding; flavin adenine dinucleotide binding. Bases 305 to 1801 code for a protein of 498 amino acids. The record is from RefSeq and is a predicted model, not a curated record. NCBI's taxonomy places the organism in Eukaryota, Viridiplantae, Streptophyta, Magnoliopsida, Celastrales, Celastraceae.